Molecule: messenger RNA, 561 nt
Organism: Aphanomyces astaci
Lineage: Eukaryota; Oomycota; Saprolegniomycetes; Saprolegniales; Verrucalvaceae
Exons: 3
Coding region: 1-561 (186 amino acids)
Source: RefSeq, a predicted model, not a curated record
AUGACGGUCGUCAGAGAAUGGCCCAAGUCAGAACUGGCCGAGCACUGCGACGAUCUGUUGCUCCUACUCACUGGCGCCAUUCAAGAUCCUAAAGACUUUGUUCGCGCGGCGGCCCGCGAAGCGUUGUGCGCGUUUGCCGAGACAUGGAGCGAGGGCAUGGAACAACUCGCAGAGAUCCCGCCGCUGCCCCAACGACCAAUGAUCAUCGCAGAGCACGCGUCGGCUCAGCUCACGGCGGCGCUUCUGAAGAAACAAGUGUCAGCCACGUCUGUGGCCGACCUCACGAGCGCCUUCCGCUACGACGCCAGUUGCGUUCAGCGCCGACCCCCGCCGCGAGGGAAACGAGGCUACGUCUGCGGCGACUACAGUGGCUCCUGUUGUCCCCAUUGCAUUGGCAUCCAAGUGCAUUGGGCUAAUGCCUGGCUGCGUGCGUACCCAAGGCGGUCUUUGGCUGUUGUGAAGACGAUGCUCUGCUCGGUCUGUGGACUGAUGCAGUGGAUUUACACUUGGGCGACGUCGUACAACGUCGACACGCCAAGUCAAGGGGUGACAACCGCCUAG